Molecule: messenger RNA, 801 nt
Organism: Medicago truncatula (barrel medic)
Lineage: Eukaryota; Viridiplantae; Streptophyta; Magnoliopsida; Fabales; Fabaceae
Product: F-box/kelch-repeat protein At3g23880
Exons: 1
Coding region: 1-801 (266 amino acids)
Source: RefSeq, a predicted model, not a curated record
AUGGCCAGCUCAGAUCACUUCGUUGGCUCUUGCAAUGGCAUCAUUUGUAUUGCCAACCAUUAUACAGGCUUAGUUAUAUUGUGUAACCCUUCUAUUAGAACAAUCAAGGAGUUGCCACUUUUUGAAAAGCCUUCAAAAGUGUACUCCAACAAUAUGACGUUUGGUUUUGGCUAUGAUUCUUUUAGAGAUACUUACAAGGUGGUUGUUGGUUUGCGAUAUCAAAUACAAGAUAGUAAUGGUAAUUACAUUCACAAGAUAGAAGUGAAGGUUCAUACAUUGGAUACCAAUAUUUGGAAAAGUAUUCAAGACUUUCCAUACGGUGUUGGCCCUAUUGAUCUACAACCAGGAAAAUUUGUAAGUAGUGCAAUUAAUUGGUUGUGCUCUGAUGAAAUCCAACUAAGAAAUCCAAGCUUUAUUGUUUCAUAUGAUUUGGGGAAAGAGUCUUAUCAAAAGAUUCUUCCUCCCAAUUAUGGUGGGGUAGAUGUGUGUAAAUUGUGGACCUUGGACGUGUUGAGGGAUUGCCUGUGCGCAACUUCCGGUGAUAAUGUUUGGGCUAUGAAGGAUGUUUGGAUUAUGAAGGAGUAUGGAAAUGUAGGGUCUUGGAUUAAACUGUACACAAUAGAUUCUAGUAAAUAUCACAUCGAGGCGGUACAUAUUUUUGAGAAUGAUCAAGUGUUGGUGAAGAUUUGCCCGCAUUCAAAGAUAUUUGUCUACAAUUCUAGGAAUUGUACUUUCAAGUGUGGUAAUUUUGAAAGGAUCCCGGAAAUUUGUGUUGAGAGUUUGAUAUCAUCUUGUUUUUAA